CUCGCAACUCGCAGGUAGACCGACCAAUUGAGCAAACCAUCUCGACCCCCGGCUCGUCGGCCAACAAGCUUCAUCUUGCCCACCUCGCCGCCUUCCUUCAUGUCGGUCGGCUACACGGCUCCACCUUUGCAUCUCGACAAUCCACCUCGACAUAGACACACAAGCACAAGCAUACGCACAGCAACGCAUCGCAGCACAAGCAGGCGUUGACCAACACACCAGCGCGCGCAGACUCGCGCCGCUAGCUAGCCCAGACCCGUCAGGCCGCCCCAUCAUCUCGACAACGACAGCGACGAGCUGCGAGAUGAACGGCAACCCGUACCCGGAUCACCCGCCGCAGCCGGCACUGUCAUUGUACAACAGCUCGAGCAAUGCCGGCUACCGAUACGAAGACCAGCAACAUCAGCAGCAGCAACAGCAACAUCCACCUGCCCCACCACCACAACAGCCGACCCAGUCGGUCCACUACAUGCCGCUCCCACCUCAUCACCAAGUUCCACUACAGCAGCAGCAGCCCCCACAGCCGUUCCCCCAUGCCCACGCUCAUGCAAGACAUUACGCGCACCCCGACAAUGCCUCAUCCCUCCAUCCUUCUCAUCUUCAGCAUCCCGGCCUCCAACCGUCGCCAAUGACCCACGGCCAUGGUGUGCUUGGCCUCCCUCUCCCUGGCCACCCCGACCAGCACCUUUCGUCAGCCUCCCAACCUCACCCCCAUCUGCACGCAGGGCAGGGCCGCCCGCCACCGUUGAUGCCGGACGCUGGGCCGCCAGUGUCGGCGUCAGCAUCUGCGUCCGGCUCAUCAGCGCCCCGCAUCCCCUGGGAUCCACAGGGCUACCAUGAGACACACCCUCACUUCCCUCCCAACCCUGGGCCGGUCACCAACGCCAAUGCCGCCCCGAGCGCGAGCUCAAGCGCCAUCUCCUCUGGUACCAGCACAACGCCGCAGUCGUCGGUGCCGGCCGUGCGUGAUCUCGCUGCACGUCCACCGCUCGAGCUAUCGCCCGCUCAGAGCGCAGCGAGCAAGUCUCCCCACGAGGGCACGCCCACGACGACAAACAGAAAGCGCAGGCGAAACAAGGUCCCCGCCGACCUCGAUCUCGAAGGCCAGGACAUCGAGUACGAGGACCCGUCAGGAGACCACACGCAGGGCCCAGUGUUCAUCCACCCGCCGAAGGGGAGCGUGCAAGCAUGUGUGCGCUGCCACCGCAUCAAGCGCAAGUGUGAUGGGGCAUGGCCACGCUGUGCAAGCUGUUUGCGAGCAGACGUGCCUUGCGUGUUUGAACUUGGCGUCGCUACGAGCAGCUACGUCCACAAACUGAAGGCCACAAACGAGGACUUGUUGAUCAAGCUGCGGGAAACAGAGGAGCGAGCGAGGUUACUCGAGGAGGAGGCCGGACAGGUGCCAGAAUAUCCUCCAGGCAUGGAACGAGGACCCUUGCCUCCAAUGCUCGGCGGCAACGACCUCGGAAGGAUGGCCCUGGGCGAUUUCUCCAAGGUCGCUGAGAAUGCCUUGGGACUCAAGUACCACGGAACGGUCGGCUACCUGUCGCAGGUCAAUGCCCAUGCAACAGGCGUGGCUGGCAGCGACGGCUACUCGGUGGGAUCGUCUGGCCGCCUUUCGUCACCUCGGAGACUGAGUUUCACACCUGUCGUCACCGAAAUGUUGAGUUACGAGGCGGCCCUGACAACUGUCAAGCACUAUUUCGAGUUCAACCAACCGUCAUACCCCUUGCUCGAGAAGGAGGACGUCAUACCCUACGUUCACGAGCUGUACGGGCGUGAACCAGAUGGCGAGCUGUCAGCAAAGGAAGCGGCAGCGAAAGAUCCAGCAAAAAUAAUGCGACGGGGUUCCAAAGACUCGGCAGAGGCCUCCCCAGAACACUACAACCUCCGACGGAAGUUUAUUAUCUACAUGGUCCUCGCACUAGGUGCAACAGGAGCAGAGCGUCUUGGCGACGUCGAGCAGGGCAUCAGCCGGUCUCUCUUCCAGGCGGCGAUGCAGUACAGGGCCAUUGCCGUGGAACGGGAAGAUAUUCUUUGCGUCCGAGCGUUGCUGCUCUUGGCAAUAUUUGCCAUGUAUGACCCAGCAGCCUGUUCGUUGUGGCAGGUUGUCGGCCUUGCGGGGCGCGUUGUCACCGCCCUCAAUCUGCACCGCAAGAGCGACUCGUUCUCGGCCAUCCCGCAAGAGGCACUAGAGUCGCGCCGGCGGCUGUUCUACUCGUGGUACAACAUCGACCGUGUCGUCGCUGCGACGCUUAGCAAACCCCUCAGUCUCGCAGACAGCGACAUUGAUAUCGAGUACCCAUCGCCGAUCCCCGGCGACCCCGAAUAUCGCGGCAUCCCUGUCAUGAUCAUCACGCGGCAUAUCAUCCGGCUUCGCAUGCUCAUGGGCAAGAUUCUCACCACACUGUACAGCGUCGCGGGCGAGCAGAACGGCUACCCCCAGGAGAAGCGCCGUGCGAUUAUCAACGCCCUGCAUACGGAAGUCGACGAGUGGAUCGCAGAAUGCCCCAUGCCCAAGGAUGACGACAAGAUGCGGACCAUCAACUCGGCCCUUUGGUGGAACAUCAACUAUCACCAGAUGUUGCUGAUGCUGUACCGACCAUGCCCGCUGGACCCGAUCACGACGCCGGCAUCGCUCAGAGCUAUGUACGAGGCUGCCGGGCGCCUGGUUGACCUCUACAUGGACAUGUGGCAGGACAACCGGGUGCAGUUCAACCUCAUCCAAGUGAUUGCCCUGUUUGUGGCAUCGACCGGGCUGUUAUGCUCGUUGUGCGAGAACGACACAAGGAUGCGUAUGGCAGAGGCCAAGGCAAUGCUGCCAAACGACCCCGCCGUGCGGGAAACUAUCGUCGAGCUUGGCCUGGGACGAUACACUGGGCCUCACGACCCAGCAUGGCAUGACGAGAUCCGCACCCGUGUUGCUCAGUGCCACGACAUGUUUGACACGUUUGGUCGAGCCAUCCCAUUAUCGGCAAAGUACCGAGACAUCUUUACCAAGAUUAGCACCAUCCUGUUGCAGCGGUGUACUCCAAAACUGGACAGCACGGGCACCAGGGCCGAGAUCCUCAAGUCUUUGAGUGUUGAGCCUUCCUCGCAUCUCACAACGCCGUCGACGCAGCUCGGCAGCCUCGAGACGCCGGUUGACAUCGUCUCGGUGCUCCCGGCCGUCUCGGGCAUGUCGUUGACCGAAUCUGCCAAUCGCGAGGGCGUGGUGCAGGCCGAGGCGCCUGUCACUGUCGCCACUGCAGACGCGCUCCCCACUCCCGACUCGGUCAUUUCGCUUCCGACCGACGACUUGCAGCAGGCGGCUGACGUUCCGAUUUGGGACGCCAUGAGCCAGUUCUACUACGACCUGGGCGACUUAUUUGCCGACGACUCGCAGCACCAGUUUGCGCCGUUUGACGAGUCCACCUAUGGGCAGGGGUGGAACGACUGGGGUGGUAGCGGGCACGGGGACAGUAAGAGCGACCAGGGCAUGGGGCCCGGGCCAAAUGAGCAGGGGUGGUGGGAGCAGACGCAGUAGCGUUUUGUAGAGGCGGC
This is a messenger RNA of Vanrija pseudolonga, 3543 nucleotides long. RefSeq names its product Protein STB5. Lineage: Eukaryota; Fungi; Basidiomycota; Tremellomycetes; Trichosporonales; Trichosporonaceae. The transcript has 3 exons. Gene Ontology annotation, molecular function: sequence-specific DNA binding; DNA-binding transcription factor activity, RNA polymerase II-specific; zinc ion binding. The record is from RefSeq and is a predicted model, not a curated record. Gene Ontology annotation, biological process: positive regulation of transcription by RNA polymerase II; DNA-templated transcription. The coding region runs from base 305 to 3526 and encodes 1073 amino acids.